AUGUUAAAAACGAGCAAUAACUUUUAUUAUGUAAUACCUUUCAGGUGUAGCAAGAACAUGAAUAACCUGGUCCUAUCCCUUGCUCCUAAAUUCACAAAAUUGCAGACUUUAAUCCUUCGACAAGAUAAGCCUCAACUAGAGGACAAUGCUGUUGAGACUAUUGCAAAUUUCUGUCAUGACCUGCAAAUCCUGGACCUCAGCAAAAGUUUCAAGCUUACUGAUCGUUCAUUGUAUGCUGUAGCCCUUGGUUGCCGUGAUCUUACAAAACUGAACAUCAGUGGUUGUUCAGCCUUUAGUGACAGUGCCCUGGCUUACCUUGCCAGCUUCUGCCGAAAGCUGAAAGUUUUGAAUCUCUGUGGAUGUGUUAAAGCUGCAUCUGAUACUGCUCUACAGGCUAUUGGACACUAUUGCAAUCAGUUACAGUUUUUGAACCUUGGAUGGUGUGAAAAUGUCAGUGAUGUUGGAGUGAUGAGUUUAGCAUAUGGCUGCCCUGAUCUUAGAACACUUGACUUAUGUGGUUGUGUCCUUAUAACAGGUAUCAUUUAAAAUCUAAGUAGUUUAAUUUUAAAUGCCAAUUGGUCGCGGUAUUCAUAUUUUUGUUGUUUUUCUACCUGACUUGUUUAAUUUCAUUACUCACAACUUUCAUCCCCUAGUGUUCCAUAUUUGAGCUAAUUCUGGGGCUUAGGUGGGUGCUAAUGAGAGACAUGCUGAUAUUAAACUAAUUCAGUAGUUUAAUGUUUAAGUGUUAAUAAAAGGGAAGGAAGCAGCAGGUGGAUGACUGUAUAUGUUCUAGACCACCAUGCGUACAUGUUUAAAUGCACACCAUCUCUUCUAAAUAAUCAACGUUAUGAAUGCACAUAUUUUUUAUCACCAACAAAUACCUGAGUUGUGUUUCCUUAUAGUAAAUUGAUGAGGUUGCUUAACAAGUAGAGGCAACAUAAUGUAUUUGUACAUACGAAGGAGCCUGUUGCAAUACACAUUGGAAACUGAUAGAAGACACAAGCUAAUGAACAAAAA
This is a messenger RNA of Cajanus cajan (pigeon pea), 1017 nucleotides long. NCBI's taxonomy places the organism in Eukaryota, Viridiplantae, Streptophyta, Magnoliopsida, Fabales, Fabaceae. The record is from RefSeq and is a predicted model, not a curated record.